Molecule: messenger RNA, 705 nt
Organism: Mercurialis annua (annual mercury)
Lineage: Eukaryota; Viridiplantae; Streptophyta; Magnoliopsida; Malpighiales; Euphorbiaceae
Exons: 2
Coding region: 1-705 (234 amino acids)
Source: RefSeq, a predicted model, not a curated record
AUGGCGGAAACGGAAACGCGGGGUAUACGUACGAUUAAGAGCAGUGGGAAAACUUUGAAUCUUACCGAAGAAGAAGACGAUGAGAUUAUUUUACAGGAUCCCUUAGAUGUGGAAGCAAAGGUUCGCACCUUAUACUGUCUAUCUGGGAAACUUCUCACAACCAAAACGAUUAACGUGGAGGCUAUGAGGAGAACUUUCAAUUCUAUCUGGAAACUCAAUAAGGGUUUCGGUCUCAAACAAUGGCCAAACAACAUAUUUGUGUUCCAAUUUUACUCAACUCGCGACAAGGAUAGAGUUAUUAUGGGUAGUCCAUGGACCUUCGAUAACAAUUUAUUGGUACUUAAGGAUGUUGAUGGGAUAUUAAACUCUAGUUUAAUAUCCGAUGUUGAUGUCACAGCUUCUCCAGCAGAUAUGAUUUUCAACAUAGUUCCGUUCUGGAUCCGUAUUCUUAAUGUCCCAAUUGGUAGAAUGACAAAAGGUAUGGCUAAUAUCCUGGGGCAGAAAUUAGGUCCUAUUAUAGACAUUGAUGAGGAGAGGUUGGGAGGUUGGAGCAGAUUCAUGCGCAUUAGAAUAGAAAUAAACAUCAAUAAUCCCUUGAAACGGGGAAUUAUGAUAAGAGAUGUGAUAGCUAAAAAUGCAACUCCUGCAAGUAUACAGAAUGUAAUCGUAGCAAACAAGGUCGUAUCCACAGAGACAACGGAUUAA